This is a messenger RNA of Durio zibethinus, 1566 nucleotides long. RefSeq lists its product as uncharacterized. The record is from RefSeq and is a predicted model, not a curated record. NCBI's taxonomy places the organism in Eukaryota, Viridiplantae, Streptophyta, Magnoliopsida, Malvales, Malvaceae.
CAAAACACUGGAACAGAAGAUGCUAGACUAAAAGAUUAUAUCACCUAACUACUGUAUCCAGGCAAAACUCUCGGGUGGUACCUCAGCAGUUGAAGCUAUAUAACCUUGAGAUUGUUUGAACUAUGUCUUUUUCCCUCUCUCCCUGUCUUAGCCUUAAAUACCCAAUCUUCCUUCUGUUUCUGCUCUUUUUCUAGACCCUAACUGGCAGAUGUCUGUCUUUCCAUUUAAUAGCUAGCCCUGCACAUGCACCAUCUCAUCGUCUUUUUAUUUCCCAUUUUUCCCUCCUUCGGAUCAUCAAGCUUAAACCUUAAACCAUAGGGAUUCAUUUUCAGCCCCUGCAAACCCUUCAGCCCAACAUACUGCUCAAAUGGCCACAAGGAUCACAGCAUCCAAGCCAGCAAGGCAACUUGGAGAACUCCUCCAAGAACAACAAGAACCUUUCGUCUUAGAAGUUUACCUUUCCGAAAGAAGGUGUGUGAGAAAGAACUUAAUUUCAGGGGCCAACUUCAUCGGCUGCCAUGGCAAUUCAGGUAAGUUUUUAAAGAAGUCUGGUAGUCAAAACAAGAGCAAGAAGGGUAUUCCAAACUUUCCAAAAGUACUUAAAGUUGUACCAUGUAGCAAGUUCUUUGCAAUCAAAGGCUCAAGAACCAAAAAUUCUGAUGAUGAUGGAAAGCUUAGUGUUACUGAGAUGGAUAGAAAUAACCAAGAAACGGCAGAGCCAGAUAGAUUUUCUUCCGCUAGCAGCACAACAGUGUAUAAUUCAUGCUCAGAUAGUGACAUAGAUGAACCAUCGAUGUUUACUGACAAUUCCAAAUCUAAUUUGAAACUCCACCGUGAAAGAGAAAAGAAGGCUGCUGCAGAUACGAAGUUUCAAUGGAGUUGCAUGGAAGACAGUAAACAGCACAGCCCUCAGUCAGUUUUAGAAGAAAUAUCAUCUACUUCAACAGGCUCCCCACUCGAUAAAACAAGGAGGGUUUCCACCACAAGGCAGAAAAGCUUCUUCUUGCCUAAGCUAAUAACGGAGGACUCGAUAUUGUCAGCUUCGCUCUGGAAUUUACUUCUUCAAACCACACCGGACAAAUCAAGCUGUGCAGGAUUAAGUGAAUUACAAGAGCCUGAUCGGUCUAACUCUUCACAAUUUUCGAUAUCCAAAAGGGUUUUGCAGCAAACAAAGCAGCUUCUCUUUGAUUGUGCGAGGGAGUUGGUAGAUAAGAACCAUGAGAAGGAACAGAAAGGGAAAAAGUUUUUAGGGCCUGAGGAGAUGGGAAAGGUUAUCUGUGAGAAAAUAAAGGGCUGGGGAAAACGGUGUGGAGAUGAAUCAAACAUAAUGCAAUUGUUGGAAUUAGAUGUAAUGGAUUCAAGCCAGGAAUGGAAUGGUUUUGAAUCCCAGAAAAAGGACAUGGUUCUAGUAAUUGGAAACGCCAUAGCAGAGGAGAUUACAACUGAAGUUGUAAUGGACAUGAUCAAUGUCCUAUAGCUUAGAUGUCCUUUGCUUGUUUCAAAUUCUAAUUACUUGUCUAAAUUUCAGUUACUGUUUCGCUCAAAAUAUUGAUAUCUGUCACUGUU